UUGUGACGUGUCUUGUUCAAUAGGUAAGAAAUUCGCAUUUUUCCCUUAUAAUCUUGUUUCUUGAGGCCUUAUUUUCACCCUGUUGUGUAGUAAAAUCGCCGGUUGCUUUAUUCACGCGAAUUAUUGCCGGUUUUAGAAACGCCGGCACACGUUAGGGCGUAGCACCUGUUAUGUUUUGUGGAUAGUUAUUUUUAACGUUGCAAGUGGUUGUUUGUAGUAAAUUCAACAUUGAAUUCGAGUCGUUUGAUCUCGAGCCAAAAGUAAUAAUAAAUUUGCUCGACACGCCGCCUUCAAAAUUUUAUCAAUGGGUGACGUAGAGGUGGGGCUAUUUCGGGCGCCCCAACAAUACUGUUAUCAAUCGAGAUCGAAGUAAUUUCUGCUGUAAAAAUAAAAUCAUGAAAAAUUUUAUAGAUAAAGUAUGUCAGAAUGUGGAUGCGGCCGUCGGAAAGGGGGAAGGGGGGCAAAAUCGAUGAAGAACACCAUAUAUGGCGAUGUUUCUCGCCAUUGGCUUGCGGCUUGCGCACAAACCGGGGUGGGGCGAACAAUUAUAUAAAUGUUGAGGAACUUUUCGAAAUCAGACAUUACGGUCUUGUGAUAUUGCAGUGCACGAUAGCACAAAUAACAAAUUAUUUAUAUAUUUAUACUUUUCUACCAAACCAAAUACUAACUAAUCCGACAAAAUGUGCGACGAAGAAGUAGCCGCAUUAGUAGUGGACAAUGGAUCCGGUAUGUGCAAGGCCGGUUUCGCCGGUGACGACGCGCCCCGCGCGGUCUUUCCCUCCAUCGUGGGUCGCCCGAGACAUCAGGGCGUGAUGGUGGGCAUGGGUCAGAAGGACUCGUACGUGGGCGACGAGGCCCAGAGCAAACGUGGUAUCUUGACUCUGAAAUACCCCAUCGAGCACGGUAUCGUGACGAACUGGGACGACAUGGAGAAAAUCUGGCACCACACCUUCUACAACGAGUUGCGUGUGGCGCCGGAAGAGCACCCGGUGUUGCUCACGGAAGCCCCGUUGAACCCUAAAGCCAACAGGGAGAAGAUGACCCAAAUCAUGUUUGAAACCUUCAACACCCCCGCCAUGUACGUCGCUAUUCAGGCCGUGCUUUCUCUGUACGCUUCCGGUCGUACCACCGGAAUCGUCUUGGACUCCGGUGACGGUGUAUCCCACACCGUGCCGAUAUACGAGGGUUACGCUCUACCCCACGCUAUUCUGCGUCUGGAUUUGGCCGGUCGCGACUUAACCGACUACUUGAUGAAGAUUUUGACCGAGAGAGGUUACUCCUUCACUACCACGGCUGAAAGGGAAAUCGUUCGCGAUAUUAAAGAGAAACUCUGCUACGUCGCUUUGGACUUUGAGCAGGAAAUGGCCACCGCCGCGUCUUCCUCCUCUUUGGAGAAGAGCUAUGAGCUCCCCGACGGUCAGGUGAUCACCAUCGGCAACGAGAGAUUCCGUUGCCCUGAGGCUCUCUUCCAACCGUCGUUCUUGGGGAUGGAGGCUUGCGGCAUCCACGAGACCACUUACAACUCCAUCAUGAAGUGUGACGUGGACAUCCGUAAGGAUCUGUACGCCAACACCGUUUUGUCAGGUGGUACCACCAUGUACCCGGGGAUCGCCGACCGCAUGCAGAAGGAGAUCACCGCGCUGGCCCCGUCGACGAUGAAGAUCAAGAUCAUCGCGCCCCCCGAGAGGAAGUACUCCGUCUGGAUUGGUGGAUCCAUCUUGGCGUCCCUGUCCACCUUCCAGCAGAUGUGGAUCUCCAAGCAGGAGUACGACGAGUCCGGCCCCUCCAUCGUGCACAGGAAGUGCUUCUAA
Messenger RNA from Brassicogethes aeneus, 1811 nucleotides. The record is from the annotation of a GenBank genome assembly. Lineage: Eukaryota; Metazoa; Arthropoda; Insecta; Coleoptera; Nitidulidae.